Oryza sativa Japonica Group (Japanese rice) is the source of this 1882-nucleotide messenger RNA. NCBI's taxonomy places the organism in Eukaryota, Viridiplantae, Streptophyta, Magnoliopsida, Poales, Poaceae. The record is from RefSeq and is a predicted model, not a curated record.
AAUCUCUAGUUAGUACAAUUAAUUAGCGAGAAGAAGGGAAGGGAAGGGAAAGGAAAGGCAGCUGAAGCUAAAAGUCAAGAACAGCGCAGCAACCGCCUAUGGCCAUGGCCAUGAGAGGAGAUCCCAAGCAGCGGAGAGCUUCAGCUUCAGCUCCCCACGGCGGCGCCGCCCACCACGUCGCCGACAAGCUCAGGAGGCACUCCACCUUCCUCCUCCUCCUCCUCCUCCUCUGGUUCGCCCUCUCCCUCUACCUCUUCCUCUCCGCCACCCCGCCGCCCCCACGCCCCGCCUUCCUCCCUUCCACUUCCACCCCCCGCCCCGCCCUCCGGAUCUACGUCUACGACCUCCCCGCCCGCUUCAACCGCCACUGGGUCGCCGCCGACGCGCGCUGCGCCACCCACCUCUUCGCCGCCGAGGUCGCGCUGCACGAGGCGCUGCUGGCCUACGCUGGCCGCGCCGCGCGUCCCGACGACGCCACCCUCUUCUUCGUCCCCGUCUACGUCUCCUGCAACUUCUCCACCGACAACGGCUUCCCCUCGCUCUCGCACGCCCGCGCCCUGCUCGCCGACGCGGUCGACCUCGUCCGGGCCCAGAUGCCCUACUGGAACCGCUCCGCCGGCGCGGACCACGUGUUCGUCGCGUCGCACGACUUCGGCGCCUGCUUCCAUCCCAUGGAGGACGUAGCUAUUGCGGAUGGCAUACCGGAAUUCCUCAAGAGGUCAAUCCUGCUACAAACGUUCGGCGUACAGGGCACUCAUGUGUGCCAGGAGGCGGAUCAUGUGGUAAUCCCGCCUCAUGUGCCUCCGGAGGUGGCCCUCGAGCUACCUGAGCCAGAGAAGGCACAAAGGGAUAUUUUUGCCUUCUUCCGGGGCAAGAUGGAGGUCCACCCCAAGAACAUUAGUGGGCGCUUCUACAGCAAGAAAGUGAGGACUGAGCUGCUACAAAAGUACGGAAGGAAUCGCAAGUUCUACCUUAAGCGAAAGCGGUAUGGUAACUAUCGAUCAGAGAUGGCUCGCUCCUUGUUCUGCCUCUGCCCACUAGGAUGGGCUCCAUGGAGCCCACGGCUCGUGGAGUCGGUUCUCCUUGGCUGCAUUCCUGUCAUAAUUGCCGAUGAUAUACGCCUGCCGUUCCCUUCUGUACUACAGUGGUUAGACAUCUCGUUGCAAGUGGCUGAGAAGGAUGUUGCAAGUCUUGAGAUGGUGCUAGACCAUGUUGUAGCGACCAACUUAACUGUAAUACAGAAGAACUUGUGGGACCCUGUGAAGCGGAAAGCACUGGUUUUUAACCGUCCGAUGGAAGAAGGAGAUGCCACAUGGCAAGUGCUGAGGGAGCUUGAGAUUUUGCUAGACCGUUCUCAAAGGAGGCAUGUUGAAUCAUGGAAGAGGUGAAGACCACAGAGGGGAGGGAUCUUUCCCUACUUGCUGAAAUGUGGCAUGUGAUCAGUCGCAGCUGUGACAACAAUGACGUGCAGCUUGCACAUGCCACUCAACUGACAAAACAAAUCAAUAUUUGAUCGACACCAUCCAUAGCAAGGACCUUCUCCAUGAGAAAUUCAGAAUGCCAGUUUCUCACAUUCAAUCAUAUUCUUGAAUGGUGAACUGUGUAGUUGGCAAUUGACUAAGUAAUUUGAAUGUGCAAUCAGAGAAGCGCAUUCUAGGCUAACAAGUUGGCGAGCUCUGUGCAGGGAAUUAGUUUAUUCUUUAUUAUUGGGAGAAAUGUGAAUCUCCUUUUUUUUUCUUGAGAGAGAGAGAGAUUAAAAUUGUGUUAUAGAACGAUGAUCUGUGAAGGUCUUCGGAUAUGUUUGCAAUGUUGUACUAUUGUAUACCCAAUUCUUUUAAAACAGAAAGGUGUUCUUUUGAACACAUGGUAUCAACAAAACAUA